AUGAGGUUUCAGCACAAAUUGGGUUUCUUCUGUAUUCUUAUUCUUGUUUCACCACUUUUCACUUCAUCCCAAGAACAUGUGAAAGGUGUAAGCAAUCGCAAAGAACAAAUUCAUAAGAAGCAGAUGAGUCGUAAACUAUUGUUCGAGGUUAAGCUUCAUGGGUUCCUACUUUGGGCUUCAAUGGGGUUCUUGAUGCCGGUAGGACUACUUGCCAUUAGAAUGUCACACAGAGUGCAUUGUAGAAGAAGACUCAGAAUUCUAUUCUAUGUUCAUGCUUUAUCAGAGAUACUCUCUCUACUUCUUUCAACAGCAGGAGCUGUAAUGUCCUUCAGAAACUUCAACAACUCCUUCAACAAUAAGCACCAAAGGCUUGGGGUUGGCCUCUAUGGUCUGAUAUGGCUGCAAGCUCUAAUUGGCAUUGUAAGGCCACAAAGGGAUUCCAGGGGAAGAAGAAUGUGGUUUUUGGUGCAUUGGAUACUUGGAACUGCAUUAUCUGUGCUUGGGGUACUCAACAUAUACACAGGUUUAGUAGCCUACCAUGAGAAGACAUCAAAAGGCAUAAAGUUUUGGAUCAUAGUUUUCACAGCUGAAGUCUGUUUCAUUACCUUCUUCUACCUGUUCCAAGAGAAAUGGGAUUAUAUACAAAAGAAAGGUGUGACUUUGGGCAAUGAAUCAAAAAGGGCUACCAUAAAUCAAGUGGUUUUGCCAAGAGACAAGCAAAAAGAAGUUGCACUGGCAGAGACUUGUUAA
Fragaria vesca subsp. vesca is the source of this 750-nucleotide messenger RNA. RefSeq names its product putative ferric-chelate reductase 1-like. Bases 1 to 750 code for a protein of 249 amino acids. Lineage: Eukaryota; Viridiplantae; Streptophyta; Magnoliopsida; Rosales; Rosaceae. Gene Ontology annotation, molecular function: transmembrane monodehydroascorbate reductase activity. The record is from RefSeq and is a predicted model, not a curated record. The transcript is spliced from 4 exons.